This is a messenger RNA of Paramecium pentaurelia, 684 nucleotides long. The record is from the annotation of a GenBank genome assembly. Lineage: Eukaryota; Ciliophora; Oligohymenophorea; Peniculida; Parameciidae.
AUGGACUAUAAAUAGCUUGUUAUUUAUAUAAGAGAAGAUGAUGAACUUGAAACAAUAAAGAAGACUGAAAACGAAGAUAUUGUUCCAUAAUUGAAUUAAUAAACUAAAUAAUCUUGUUAAAUUAGUAGGAAUAUAAAAAAAGGUUUAUUACUUUGGAAAGAAUUUUACAAAUAAGAAUUAAUUAAAAACAAAAUCAAAAAUCCAUAUGCCACUCAUAAUGAAUUAACUUCAAUUAUUUCAUAAAAAUGGAAAAGAAAGAAAAAACAUAAAAAGAUUGUUAAUAAAUUAAAAUUGAAAAUAAAACAAGAAAAUAUAACUGAAUUAACUAUUUAAGAUAAUAAUGUUGAGCAAAUAUCAAUUAAUAAUAAAUAAAAAGAUGAAAUUAUUGAAAAACUCAGAACUUAAACAUUUAAAUUAAUUUACUUAAAUAAUAUUUGUGAACUCAAAGGAGAAAUCAUUUUAGAAGCAAUAAACAAUAAUAUGUAAUUCAUCUACAUAAAUAAAUCAUAUGAGAAUAAUUAAUAAGAUAUUGAAGAUUUCAUUAACUCUAAAAUAAUAUAAAACAAUUAGGAAUCUCAAGAAAACAAAUAAGUGGAUAAAAAAAAGGAUUCAGAAGAUGAACCUAUAAUUGAUGAAAAUGAGAGAAGCUUUAAAAUUAUAAAUAAAAUCAUGAAUUAUUUAUGA